This is a messenger RNA of Cuscuta europaea, 600 nucleotides long. Lineage: Eukaryota; Viridiplantae; Streptophyta; Magnoliopsida; Solanales; Convolvulaceae. The record is from the annotation of a GenBank genome assembly.
CGCCCAUUCAAUUCUUACGACUAAACGAACGUACACGUUCAUUCCCAAGGGUCUCAAGAACACCUAUAAUAAGAGACCCAAGGGAGAAUUAUUUAAUCCAUCGAAAUCCGCUUGUAUCCUUAGAGAAUCAAAACGUCAUGGCUUCAUCGUCUUCUACGACACCAUCAACAUUCGGUUUCUCCUCAACCGCAUCUACUGUUACCCCAUACAAUUAUGGGAUAGAACCUCUAAAUGGUACAAACUUCUCAACAUGGAGAGAAUCUGUAAAACUCUCACUUGGCAUGAUGGACCUCGACCAAGCACUGAGAAUGGAUCCACCGGAUGCUCCUAACGCUGAGAGCACUGUGGAGAAGAAGCGUUCUUAUGAACAGUGGGAGAGGUCCAACAGAAUGUGCCUCAUGGUGAUCAAGAAUUCCAUAUCUGUAGCUAUUCGCGGAGCCAUUCCAGACUCAGAAAAUGCGAAAACCUACCUAGAAUAUGUGGAAGAACAGUUUAAGGGCACUUCUAAAGCACAUGCUAGUACCUUGAUUCUCAAAAUGUUGACGAGUAAGUAUGAUGGAGUGAGUGGUAUUCGUGAGCACAUCAUGAAAAUGUCUGAUA